AUGGAAGAGCAAGUGCAAAGACUGUCUAAUAAAGUAUGGCAGAUAUACCAGACUACGCCUGCAGACAAGCGUGUUUUAAUCGGGGUCGCCGGCAUCCCCGGCUCAGGAAAAACUACAUUUGCAGAAGCUAUCACGACUCGCAUCAAUGAAAUUGCGUCAAAGCAAACCCCUGAGUCCCCUACACCCGCCGCCUUUUUACCAAUGGACGGCUUUCACUACCCCCGGAGCUACCUCUCCGCACAGGCAGACGCAGCUUUGUAUCAAAGCCGCCGCGGGGCGUCGUUUACCUUUGACGCUGCCAAGUUUCUAGGUGUCAUUAGAAGGCUGCGCAAUGCCCCUCUUGAGGAUAAAAUCAAAGCGCCUUCUUUCGAUCACGCCGUCAAGGAUCCCAUAGAGGAUGACAUUACCAUUGGGCCUACUCAGCGCAUCGUGAUUGUAGAGGGCAACUAUGUGGCACUGAACGCUGACAUCUGGCGCGACGCCGCGGCACUCUUUGACGAGCUUUGGUUUGUCGACAUCGACUUUGAUCGAGCAAGAGAGAGACUGGCGGCCCGACAUGUCAAGGCGGGUAUUGUGACGAGUCUCCAGGACGGAUACAAACGUGCAGACGAGAAUGACCUCAUCAACGGCAAGGAUAUUGUCGAAAACAGAAUGCCGAUUCAAGAGAUUGUUUCUAGCUUUGAUGAUGACGGCUGGUCUCCAGGUGUCUGA
Beauveria bassiana ARSEF 2860 is the source of this 711-nucleotide messenger RNA. Its product is annotated as kinase-related protein. Gene Ontology annotation, cellular component: cytoplasm. Bases 1 to 711 code for a protein of 236 amino acids. Gene Ontology annotation, molecular function: kinase activity; ATP binding. NCBI's taxonomy places the organism in Eukaryota, Fungi, Ascomycota, Sordariomycetes, Hypocreales, Cordycipitaceae. The record is from RefSeq and is a predicted model, not a curated record. The transcript is spliced from 3 exons.